Messenger RNA from Pseudo-nitzschia multistriata, 2580 nucleotides. The record is from the annotation of a GenBank genome assembly. NCBI's taxonomy places the organism in Eukaryota, Bacillariophyta, Bacillariophyceae, Bacillariales, Bacillariaceae.
CGCAAAAGCUGYCAGAGGUAGAAGGACCCUUCGUGUCUAUAUUAAAUUUCGUCGUGUAGAUUCACCCAAAGACGCGCCACGAUGAUCGCCGCCCGACAUGAUUCAGUUGUUUUCUGUAUGAUGGAAUUAUUCGUGCUGGUUGCGUUAUUGUUGCCUGGAGUCAGAGGUGGAUUCAUCGAUAUGGAUACACCCCUUGACAAGCGAACUACAAUAUCGCAAGUCGAUAAAACGGUGUAUCAUUUGGUAGGUCUCUUAUUUUGAUGCCGGAAUGACCGAGUUCAAUCGCAUCAUCUUCUUCUUGCUCACAAARCUGGUAAUGGUGAUAACUUUGGUUCAAUCGCUCUCACCGUCAUUUUCUUGUUUAGGUAAUGUCGGAUGAAUUCAACACACCAAAUCGUAGUUUUACCGAUGGCCAUGAUUCAGUCUGGACUGCACUAGAUAAACCUGAUGAUGAUUCUUCGUCAGCUGGAGGCGGUUCUCAACAGUUCUACAAUUCUAGCUCUGUGACAACAGACGACGGUUAUUUGAAAAUCUCAACUACUAUUGGCAACACGGAGUGGCGGAGGKAUGAUCCAGUCAAGAAAGAAUACAAAGAUGAAAAGGCAUAUUUUAAGUCAGGCAUGCUUCAAUCMUGGGAAAAGUUUUGCUUCACAGGCGGAAUCCUUGAGGUUGACAUUAUUCUUCCAGGGGACCCCUUCAUUGCUGGACUUUGGCCGGCAGUUUGGAUGCUUGGAAAUUUGGGGCGGGCCACUUACGAGGCAUCGACGAACAAUAUCUGGCCAUGGUCUUUUGAUACAUGUGAUCGAAAAUUACAACCUGCGCAGGCAAUAUCGGCAUGUAACGAGCAAAACCACUACGGCAUGCACGCCUUUCAGGGUCGGGGAGCAACAGAAAUUGACUUGAUCGAAGUCAUGACUGGAGAUUCUGAUGGACCGUUGCCUGGAACUGAUCCACCUGUUGGACUUCCAUAUGGCGAUAUGACACUGCAGGUGAGUUUUUUCACCAGUKUCUUUAAUCUGUGACCGAGUAGGAAAGUUGACUUCAAGAUUACAGAACUUUGAGCUCAGUUAAUCUUUUCCAUUUUGCCCACUCUAUUUUACCAUUCAAAUUCUCACGCGCUUUUCUGAUUAGGUUGCACCCGGAGUCACGAAAAAUAGACCGCAAUGUUGCUCGGUUCCAUUAUAUGAGUCGACUGUUUCAGCCAAUGGGCACACGGAAUAUUUGGCCAAUACUUGGUAUGAGGGCCUGGAGAUGCACGGAAAUACCACUAUCAAUCCCUUCUUCUAUGGGACUUAUAUGGGCGAAACAAAGCCUGGCGAACCUGUAACGAGAACAAAAGAACAAGCCUUUCAGGCAGAUGCUGUCGGAGUAGCACAUCAAUUGACUCGGGAGCACUUCCGAAAGCUUCACACCUUCCGGGUCGAAUGGCAACCCGGUAGGGGUGGAAGRAUUGACUGGUUUGCUAAGAAAGAACGCAAAACCGAUUCAUCAAGUACCAGCGAAGGCGAUGAGUCCGAGGACGAAUGGUUGCAUGUGUAUGGAAUCAAAGACGAUUCUUUGGAGAACCUAAUGGGUUCCCAAAUACCUAUCGAACCCUCUUAUUUGAUUUUGAAUACUGCAGUGUCGUCGACAUGGGGAUUCCCGAUCGCGCCUGACAACUGUGAGAAAAAGUGCUUCGAUUGUGAAGAUCCGAAAUGCAGUUGUAAUUUUCCACCCGGUUUCUGUAAAAUGCUACGAGAGACCGAGGUCGCCAUGUACGUCGAUUCGAUUCGAGUAUACCAAAGUCGAGAYCCAGACGCACACGUAGGUGCCAACCACACUGUUGGAUGCGACCCAGUAGAUUAUCCUACAAAAGAAUGGAUCAAGGGACACAAAUACCAGUACAUGAGAAAUGCUCCUUUCUCGUACGAAGACCACGGGAUUCCAUUGAAGAAAGUCCAAACAGGAGGAGGAAAAUGUGAAACCGACAACGAUUGCGGUGGACAUAUUUCGAGCGUCAAUUUAACCGAAGCCUACGAGGGCGGAGAGACCGAAAGGAAUUUGGAAAGCAAUGUUAGAGAUACCGAUCCGAAAGGUCGGGGAAAAUGCGUUUCUCGGUCCGAAUUUAGCAGUCCUCUCUUCAAAGAAUCAUCGGGCGCAAAAAGUGUUUGCAAGUGCAACCCUGGCUACACCGGACCUCAMUGCCUGGCUCAAAAGCACGUCGACGAUACCACCAGCGCGUUCGAGGAGAAAAUGAAGAAAUCGGUUUUCAACUCGGUUCCCAGGAUUUACGUAUCACCAGUCUUGCUUGUUGGACUAGCGGGCAUCCUCGCGAUCGCAAUCUUUUUUGCCUGCAAGGUGGCGGGCAUGAAGAGACGCGAAAAAGAAAUGGAAAGGGAACUAUCGAAGCUGAGGUGAAAGGAAUGGUAAUGUGAAUGGUCCGCAACCAAUGUCACUUUUCCUUUGUAUUUUCUCCAACUCCAAGUGGGACGAUUGGAUUGGAUAUCAUCUCGUCAGAAUGRACGUUUUAUUUGGCGCAAUCAGCGAUGCUAUUAUGAUGUACGAACAGCUCUUGAAUAACAAUAGAUCUUCUUGCUAAAC